Messenger RNA from Funneliformis geosporum, 647 nucleotides. NCBI's taxonomy places the organism in Eukaryota, Fungi, Glomeromycota, Glomeromycetes, Glomerales, Glomeraceae. The record is from the annotation of a GenBank genome assembly.
GGUUAAUGGAGAAACUACCUGCGUCUGAUAUCAGCUGGGAAAUGAUUUUUGAUGGAUACCUAGAAUUCGAUACCGAUGGUCAUGAUACAGACGAGAAGUUGACUCGGUAUCCAACUGAUGGAUUUCUAGAGCCUCGACAAGAUGUGACUCAAAGGAAAGUCGAAUGUGGCCAGAUCAGUGAUAAGUCUGAAUCAAUUCAUGAUAAUUUGAAGCAUGAUAAAUCAUCUAGUAACGCUAAUACAGAGAUAAAGCUUUCUACUUUUAAAAGAAACAAAUUUCUUUGUCAACAUUCUGGAUGUUCGAAAAAUUUUCGGGAUAAUCAUCAAUUAAAAAUUCAUGAAAGAAAACACACAGGUGAAAAACCACAUAUUUGUGAUUAUCCCGGAUGCGACCGAGGAUUUUCUCAAAAAAAUAAUUUAAUUGUACAUCGAAAAAAUCAUGAAGGCAUAAAACCUUAUGAAUGUAAAUUGUGUGAAAAAAAGUUUGCGCAAAAAAUUCACUUGAACGAACACGAAAAAAAACAUACCGACAAAAGGCCCUAUGAUUGUAAAUUCUGUGAUCAAAAAUUUAAACAAAAAAUUCACUUGAAGAAACAUCUAACUACCAGAAAACACUUACGAGCAAGCAGCACAUUUGAAGAUUCUUAG